CGCAUUUCAGUUGGCGAACGAAACGAACAGCGAACGGAUAUCAGCGAAAAAGUCGAACCGAACCGAACCGAAACGAAAUAAAAGCCUUGUCUGCUACUUUACUGGCCCAUUGGCCCAUUGGCUCAUUCCAAUACCCAUAUCAUUGCAUUGUUGCUAGUAUUCAAAGUGAGCUGUGCUACCCCCACACUAUCGCAAAAGCGGCGCAAAAAUUAAUUGGCGCAUGUUACGGGCCAAUUCAGUUGUCCAACGUUCGUCCGUCGCGAACUACAAAAGCGCACUCAACCCGAUCCGAACCCCGCUUCGAACUCGGGGGCGUGAGAAUCAAACAACAGUGUCUACCACAGUGUCUACAGCAUGUAUCCGCGCAGCAUCAAGAAUUUUCCCUCCCUCAAGACGGCCGUCGUAUGGGCCGGUCUACUCGGUGUGGUGCAGUCCAUCAUCUGGAUUGGAUUGACCAUUACAGCGAUAUGCGCCUACAAUUGUCUCCUCUAUGUAACCGAUGACCUCAGCUUUGGCACCAUGAUCAAAACGGUGUUCUUCGAUGUGUAUUUCAGGGGUAGCUGUAAAAUGAGCACCGCCGACUAUCAGAACUACGACUAUGGCAUUCUGAAAACGGUCGUUACCGUAUUCGAUCCUUCGCAGGUAUUGAUUUGGGACUGCUUCUACCUGGGCGUUUCCGUUUGCUGGCUCAUCGUUUCCAUUGUGCUCUUACUGUGUGUGCGCAAAGAUAAUGCCAAGCUAUCCCUGAUCGCCAUCGCACACUGGGCCUUCUUUGUGGCCGUCAUCUGCUGCAUGGAUGUGGCCUCUGGCGUGAUCUUUGGCAUUGACUAUGGACGCUUCCAGGCGAAGGCGCUGACCUACAAUGCCAACACCAUCAACGCAGCUCCCGUGUUGCCCAUGGCAUCCACUCUGAUUGCCGGCGGUGUGGCGGCCAUUUCGAUGAUGAUCAUUUCGUUCAAGGGCUUCAUUCUGUGGUUCAUCAACGUGGGACUGCUCAUCUAUCUCUCGAUCCGAGCCACGCGCAUUGUCACCGAUAAGGACAGUGUGGAUACUUUGUUCAAUCCCCGCAAGGAUUCCAAUGAUAUUCUGGCCACCCGCACACCCAUUCGUGCCUACGAAGAAGAAAAAGUGGAAUUUCAGGCCUACAACAAUGCCGGUUACAUGGCGGAUAAUCGAUCGUCGGCCGAGACCAUCGAGGUGAACGAGCAGGCGAUUGUCCGAGCGGCUCACAUGUCGCUCGAUUCGAAUCUGAUGGAUCGCCGGUUCCGCGACAUCAAUGCCUUCCAGCAGUAUCCGGCUCCGAAUCCGAACGACAGCCGUCCCCUGCGACAGCUGUCGAUGACUCCGUUGCAGGAGACGGUGGUUGUGGCCACGUCCGGCUUCCCCAUGCCGGACUACACCCCACAGCCGAGUCCGAGCGGCAUUCUGCGCCAUCCCCAGUAUUAAGUAUUAAUGGCGGCAAGCAAACCAACCAAAGUACCCAAAAGCUAACUUGCAUAAUAUAAUUCUCAAAUAAUCCCCAUCCCCAAAAGCCGCCCCAGUACGAGUGCGAGUAGUAGCGCCGCCCGCAAAUGAAAUAGGAAAUCAGCUAAAGAUUAGUUCAAAUGUUUAUCAGUAUGUUUUGUGCAUGUUAUUUAUAUUUAUUUGCAUGUUAAUAUAACAAUAUAUAAGUGUAUGCAGUUGUAAAUAUAUAAUAUACAAUCCAGUU
Messenger RNA from Drosophila obscura, 1708 nucleotides. RefSeq lists its product as uncharacterized. The record is from RefSeq and is a predicted model, not a curated record. The coding region runs from base 355 to 1446 and encodes 363 amino acids. The transcript is spliced from 5 exons. Lineage: Eukaryota; Metazoa; Arthropoda; Insecta; Diptera; Drosophilidae.